This is a messenger RNA of Vigna angularis (adzuki bean), 1864 nucleotides long. RefSeq lists its product as uncharacterized. The transcript is spliced from 2 exons. NCBI's taxonomy places the organism in Eukaryota, Viridiplantae, Streptophyta, Magnoliopsida, Fabales, Fabaceae. The coding region runs from base 771 to 1277 and encodes 168 amino acids. The record is from RefSeq and is a predicted model, not a curated record.
AAGAUAUUAUCUCUGCGGAGUUUUAUGCGUAAAUUAUUAUUUUAAAAUAUAAAUCAACAGACAAGAUUAUUAUUUCUCUCUCACUUCCACAGAUUACUCCACCGUACUCCGUCGCCGCCGUGAUAAUCUCCCCCGCUGCCGUGCCUGAGAUAAUGGCCCCCACCAUCUUGAACGGAUCAGCAACUUUUAAUAGAGCGGGGUACUGUAAGUGAGAGGCGCGCCGUUGAUUAGUGAAUUCUUAACGGCUGGUGUUCGCAAGGGAGAAGAGAGCAAUGGAGGGCAGACUCGAUGGAAGACUGAGUGUAGUGGAGAACCAGCUGGAUGCCAUGGAGAUAGCGGUCGACGGAAUAAAGGCAGAAAAUAUAGCAUUGUGCCAAGAUAUGAUGGCGAUACGACAAGACUUGCAAGAAGUCAUGCGGAUUUUGGGAGGAAGGGUGCGUGACCAGGAGGGGAUGUCUGACGGUAGUCAAACGUCUGUAAACGCCAAUCGGAGGACGAGGCGGUAAGGCAAGAUUGGAGGAAGAGACGGAGAGCGCGACGAAAGUCGCGACAGGUGGCGAAAACGAGUAGAAUUGCCCCUUUUCGAGGGUUUUGAUCCGCUAAAUUGGAUCAAUUGUGUGGAAAAAAUUUUUGAAGUGCAAGGCGUCUCGGAGGCGAAGAAAGUGCGGUUAGCAUACAUUAGUAUGAAAGGGAGUGCAGGAUACUGGAUCCGGGCUUGGAGAACGAAGGCCAGGAACUAAUCCUGGGAAGGACUGAAGGAUGCGCUGGUAAUGAGGUCUGGGGGUCGAAACAGAGGGUUGGUUUUUGAGCGAUUAGCAGCGACUAAACAAAUGGGGACAGUGGAUGAGUUCGUCCAAGAAUUCGAGGUUUUGGCGGGGCAAACGAAAGGGUUUCCGAACGAACAACUACUGGGGUAUUUCCUUGCGAGCUUGCAGGAGGAUAUGGAAGAGACUGACGCGAGCAUGGACCAGAGGCAGAUGGAACUUUCCUCGUUCUCUGCAGGAGGAUUAACACAGCCCAAGAAGAUGAAGUUGCAAGGGGAGAUAAAGGGGAGAAUCGUGCUCGUAUUGAUCGACAAUGGCACAAGCCACAAGUUCAUAUUGCAAGGGGUGGUCGAGGAGCUGAGUUUGGAGGUAGAGGCGACCAGGCGGUAUCACGUAAGCCUGGGGGAUGGACAGAAGAGGAGGACCCAGGGUCUAUGCAGGGGGGUAAUACUGAAAAUAGGGAAGGUUGAGGUUGAAGAACGAUUUUAUCUUUUCGAACUAGGCGGAGUAUAGGCGAUAUUAGGGGUGGAAUGGCUAACAAAAUUGGGGGAAGUAACGACCAACUGGGGAAACCUAACCAUGGCCUUCAGGCAGGGAGUAAAGGAGGUGGUGAUCUAAGGGGAUCCAUCAUUGGCUAAAGAGGUGACCAUAAUGCUGGAAGCUAAUAGAAGGCAGGAAGAAUGGAAGUCCUUGGAGGAGGAAUUGCCACCACCCAAGCUGCCAUACCUGAAUUGGAAAGUAGUAGCUAGUGGGGUUCCUUCAUAUGAUAACAUGAGAAUGAAGAGGAGUCAUGAGAUCAAGCUUCCCGGUUUCAACCUUUAGAACAAGGUUGUUCAGCAGCAGGGAGUAAUGUUAGGACUUGGAAAGUAUAUGAAAGAAGAAAGAGAGUAGAAAAAUAAGGGAGAGUACCUAACUGCUGAGUAGUAAAAUGGGGCGGGAAAGGUGUCUAUAUACGAUACCUCUUUUGUAGUUUUAGUUAGUUAGUUACUAUAUUAAUUGUACAGACCGGUUGUAAACCUGGUGAGGGAGGUUAAGCUCCCGGAUUCUUGAUUGUAUUCUUUGUUCAUUGGUUGUGAAUAUAAUACAUUUCUUUUUACUCA